Messenger RNA from Parastagonospora nodorum SN15, 1149 nucleotides. RefSeq lists its product as hypothetical. Gene Ontology annotation, biological process: tRNA wobble position uridine thiolation. NCBI's taxonomy places the organism in Eukaryota, Fungi, Ascomycota, Dothideomycetes, Pleosporales, Phaeosphaeriaceae. Gene Ontology annotation, molecular function: sulfurtransferase activity; tRNA binding. The transcript has 2 exons. The record is from RefSeq and is a predicted model, not a curated record. Gene Ontology annotation, cellular component: cytosol. The coding region runs from base 1 to 1149 and encodes 382 amino acids.
AUGCCUGGCAAACAUAGCGACAGUGCGACGAGCGAGCUGUGCGAGAAGUGCAAGGAAAACAUUUCUAUUUUGGUGGUACGCGCGAAGCCAAUUUGCCAUGACUGCUUUGCACGAUACGUGCACACCAAAGCCAUCAAGCGGUUGGAGAGUUUUCGUGUGAACUUUGCUGCUUCUCCAGACCAGCAGCGCAAGAUUUUGCUACCCCUCUCGCACGGUGUCUCAUCAACAACUCUGCUCCACAUUCUUGAUCUGCAUCUGAACACACAAAGAAGCAAAACUAAUCGUACAGGCUUUGCAAUAAGUGUCCUGGUCGUCGAUGAAGGCUCUCUAGAUCCUGCACGAUUAGACAAGGUCCGUGAGCGAUAUGCCAACCACGACUACGCUUCUUUGCCACUCCACGACGUGUUCCGCUUAUUGCCAGACGACGCAUCUCUAAGAGCUUUUUUGCCAGAAUCGCAAGUUCAGGAAGUGUGCAGCACACAGGAACAGCUCACAUCGCUGAUAGCGUCUCUCACCUCAGCUACAGCUCGCGCGGACGUCCUAACUACGCUACGAACCAGGCUCAUCGUGGAACAUGCUAAGCAGACCGGAUGCGAAAGCAUCCUCUGGGGCGACAGUACAACCAGGCUGGCCGAGAAGACCUUAGCCGAGACCGCAAAAGGCCGUGGCUUCUCCCUCCCCUGGCAGAUAUCCGAUGGCAAAUCGCCCUUCGACAUCAACUUCCACUACCCCCUACGCGACGUGCUAAAGAAGGAACUAUUCUCCUACGUCGACCUAGCCGAGCCCGCACUAUCAGCACUCGUCUACGAACCACAAUCCGGCGCGACGCAAGCAUCAAUGAGCUCCAAGAACACUACUAUCGACGACCUGAUGAAGCAAUAUUUUGAAUCCGUCGAAGAAAACUUUCCCAGUAUUGUAUCCAACGUCGUCCGUACGACCGGCAAGCUCGAGGUGCCUACGGGUGCAACUUCCAACCCACGUUGCAGUCUGUGUGGCAUGCCUGUUCCCGACGGGCGCUUCGGCAUUCAUGGCUGGGGUGGGGACCAGCAUGGUGGAGCCGAUGAUGCGGCUGCUGUGUCUGGCGGGUCGCUGUGCUAUGGGUGUACGAGAUCGAUUCCUCAACGUGGUACAGCCGUGGCGUCGAAAUAG